Gymnogyps californianus (California condor) is the source of this 2238-nucleotide messenger RNA. It is a transcript of the gene CERS2, whose product is annotated as ceramide synthase 2. The coding region runs from base 19 to 1149 and encodes 376 amino acids. NCBI's taxonomy places the organism in Eukaryota, Metazoa, Chordata, Aves, Accipitriformes, Cathartidae. The record is from RefSeq and is a predicted model, not a curated record. Gene Ontology annotation, cellular component: membrane. Gene Ontology annotation, molecular function: DNA binding; sphingosine N-acyltransferase activity. Gene Ontology annotation, biological process: ceramide biosynthetic process. The transcript is spliced from 11 exons.
GGCGGCGGCGGCAGCGCCAUGUUUCAGACCUUGUACAGCUAUUUUUGGUGGGAACGGCUCUGGCUCCCGGCAAACCUCACCUGGGCCGACCUGGAGGACCGGGAUGGGCGAGUCUAUGCCAAAGCCUCCGAUCUCUACAUCACCCUGCCCUUGGCCUUCCUCUUCCUCGUCGUCCGGCACCUCUUUGAGACGUACGUGGCCACCCCACUGGCCGGGCUACUGAACGUCAAGGAGAAGAUCAGGUUAAAAGCCACCCCCAAUGCCGUGCUGGAGAAGUUCUACGCUGCCACCACCAAACACCCCAAGCAGGCCGACGUGGAGAUGCUCUCGAAGAAGAGCGGCUGCACGGUGCGGCAGGUGGAGCGCUGGUUUCGCCGCCGCCGCAACCAAGACCGGCCCAGCCUGCUCAAGAAGUUCAGGGAGGCCAGUUGGCGAUUCACGUUUUACCUUAUUGCUUUCAUUGCUGGCAUGGCUGUCAUAGUGGAUAAACCCUGGUUCUACGACCUCCGGGAGGUGUGGAAGGGAUACCCCAUCCAGAGCAUGCUGCCCUCCCAGUACUGGUACUACAUGAUCGAGCUCUCCUUCUACUGGUCCCUGCUCUUCAGCAUCGCCUCUGACGUCAAGCGCAAGGACUUCAAAGAGCAAAUCAUCCACCACGUCGCCACCAUCAUCCUCAUCAGCUUCUCCUGGUUCGCCAACUACAUCCGUGCGGGGACGCUCAUCAUGGCCCUGCACGACUCGUCGGACUACCUGCUGGAGUCCGCCAAGAUGUUUAACUACGCUGGCUGGAGAAACACCUGCAACAACAUCUUCAUCGUCUUCGCCGCCGUCUUCAUCAUCACCCGCCUGGUCAUCCUGCCCUUUUGGAUCAUGCACUGCACGGUGGUUUAUCCGCUGGAUCUCUACCCUGCCUUCUUCGGCUACUACUUCUUCAACUUCAUGAUGGUGGUGCUGCAGUCGCUGCACAUCUUCUGGGCCUACCUCAUCAUCCGCAUGGCCCAGAAGUUCAUAACUGGAAAGGUGGUGGAGGACGAGAGGAGCGACCGUGAAGAGACGGAUAACUCGGAGGAGGAGGAGGAGGCGGCGAAGAACGGGCCCCUCUCCAACGGCCACCCCGUCCUCAACAACAACCACCGCAAAACCGACUGAGCGCCCUCGCCCCGUCUCUGCGCUGGCGGGGGCGGGCGGGGGCCCCGCCGGAGGCCAAACCCGUGAGAUGACAAAUCCCACCGAUGCCACCCUCGCGUUGCGCCAAGGUCCCCGUCCCCUCCAUCCUCUCCCCUCCCCGGUCCAGCAGAGCAAACCGGGACCCCGGAGAGCCCGUCUCAGCCCCCAAGCUCCCUCCGUUGCCUCCUCCGGAGAGGGCCCGCGGCUCCGGGGGGGGCAACGGUCGCUGCUUUUCCACCUCACGCUCACCAUCGGUGCCCUUUCUGCCUUUCACCUGCUGCCUUAAUCCACCGUGGUGCCCCGGGACAGGCAGAGCGAGGACGGCUCCCGCCGGCAUCCCUCCGGGACGCCUCCUUCCCUUCCCCGCAGCCCCCUCAGAUCCGCUGUGGCCGGAGAGCUCGGCUCCAGCCCCUCACCGGGCUCCAGCCCUGCAUUAUUCCCCCCCUUUUCCCGACCAUCCCCUCGCCGGAGGGAAGCGCGUCCUGCAGCUGCCUCUUCAAACACUGGGGGGAAAAAGCCCCGACCCGGGCCCAGCUUCGCUGCCGGCACCGAGGGAGGGAUGGCGGUGGAAAAGCCGGCGCAGUCCCUGCUCCGCGGCCCUCGGAGGGCUGGGAGGGAGGAGCGGGUCAAGUCCUGGGUAUUUUAGUGGCUGAACGAUGAGAUGACGCUGUGGAAGCACUCGGGGGAAGGAAGCUGCAGGGUUUAGUCACUACCAGUGUCUCACAGAGGAGUUUAAUCCCCUCAUUGCUCUUCCGUAAAUGGGUUUUGAGUCUCUCCCUCUCCGUGGCCUCUCCCGGUCCCUUCCCCAGCUGUAACAGGACAAAUUUGCAACUGAUUUUUUUUUUUUUUUUUUUUCAUUUCUAUUUAUUUGGAAGACAGAAGGAGCCGGGCUUGGCUCUGUCUCCUGCAUCCACCCGGGAUGCGGCGAGCCCUCCCAGCGCGGAGGGGUGGGGGAAAAGGACCAUUAACCAACGUCAGACCAAAAUGUCUUUUGUUGUUUUUUGUUUUUUAAAAAAAAUAAAAGGUUAAAUAUAUUAAAAGUUAAAAAACUAAUAAACUUCGGUAAAAAAA